Messenger RNA from Saccostrea echinata, 4165 nucleotides. RefSeq names its product nonsense-mediated mRNA decay factor SMG5-like. Gene Ontology annotation, biological process: nuclear-transcribed mRNA catabolic process, nonsense-mediated decay. Lineage: Eukaryota; Metazoa; Mollusca; Bivalvia; Ostreida; Ostreidae. The transcript is spliced from 26 exons. Gene Ontology annotation, cellular component: telomerase holoenzyme complex. The record is from RefSeq and is a predicted model, not a curated record. Gene Ontology annotation, molecular function: protein binding; telomeric repeat DNA binding; telomerase RNA binding. The coding region runs from base 139 to 3402 and encodes 1087 amino acids.
AAUUACCAGAAUAGAAACAACAUGGCGAUAAGACAACGUCCGUCUAAAAUGAAACUAUGAAGGAACUACCAGACUCCCACGAGCAGAGAUGACCUCUUGGGAUGUUUUGGUUGUUUCUGUCCACGCAUUGCCCAAGAGAUGAAGAAGGCAACAGAAAAACCCGGAGAAUCAAAACCGGAUGUUGACAAAGCAAAACGUGUUUACAGGGUAGCUUUAGAUGCUAUAAAGAAGCUUGAUGAGAUUUUGAAGCAGAAGAAGGCAUACAGAGAUGUCUUUCUACAGGAUGCUGUGGGACUCAGAAACAAGUUGAAAGAAUACUGUGAAAGGUUGAUGUUCUAUAACCCAGUGGAUUAUGGGAGGAAGGCAGAAGAAGUUUUAUGGAGGAAAGUCUUUUAUGACCCUAUUCAGCUGGUCAAGAAAAACAGAAGGCACCUGCGAUCUGGGAGUUCUCUGGAGGCUGCCUUUCGGACCCACCUAUCGGCAGCCACUGGAUAUUACCACCAUCUCAUCUUCAGACUUCAGUCGGAGUUUGGCCUCAAGCUCAAUAGAACUUUAGAUUUCUUCCUUAUACCGGAAUCCAAAUCUGGACAUAAGAAAUCAAUGACUCAGACCGUUAGACGGAGGGAUGCCACACCCGCAGUUCAGGACUGGGCUACCAAGGCUUGUCAUCGAUGUCUGGUCUGCCUCGGGGAUAUUGCUCGCUAUCAGCAGGAGUUUGACAAAGGUGUUAGUAAAGCAGCAGCUGAGCGUUUCUAUCAUCAGGCUAUAGCUCUCUUCCCAGACAACGGGAUGCCACACAAUCAGCUGGGCACAUUGAAGGGUUCACGUUAUUUCCAGUGUGAGGCUGCGUAUCAUUACUUAAGAUGUAUGGUGUGCGAGAAGGCAUUUGAUGGAGCAGAGGGGAAUCUGGAUAGGUUGUUUGAGAAGAACAGAAAGAGAUUCAGAGAACUACAGCAAAACAGCAACCAGAGUCUUCCACCUGAACUACAAAGGCAAUAUGACGUGAAAUUCUUCCUCAUUCACUUCAUUCAUCUGUUGGAUGUUUUCUUUGAUACAAAUAAAAGCAUUGAUGCAGCAGAACUCCAGGAGUCUUGCCAGUCAGCUUUACAGAGCUUUAACCUGUGCAUGUUUUAUGAACCAGUGGUGUAUGCAGAAGAAGAAUAUCGAGAUGAGAAUCUGCAGUAUUUGGAUGAUGAUCUGGUGUUUAGGCUUGUGGUGAUUUGUAUGUCUACCAUCCAUUUACUGCAGAUCAGAGGAUCCAAACAAGUAACAGCGGCCACAGCCUUCCUGUUAGCUUUGUUCUCACAUAUCCUGAACCACAUAGUAAUACGUCUCCACAACGCUCUGUAUGAGAAAGAAAAUCCAAACAAACUGCUUCAUCAUGAAAAAGAGGCUAAUGGGGAGGAUGAAUUGUCAGAGAUUGAGGCAAAGGAUAAGAAGACUUCCAAUGGACCGAAGGGUGAUCCCUCCCAAUAUCACACCAUAGACCGCCGGGUGAAAGGGGGUGAUCAGAACGGCCAAGGCAGGGAGGAAAACAAGGGAGGUAACACCAAGAAAAGCAGCAGAAUUAAAAAUGUGAAGAGACGACGUCAGAGGCGAAGAGGAGGGGGAAGUGACAGCUCAGAUAUGUCUGAUGUGUCGGACCUGAGUGAAGGUGGUGAGGAUCUGUCUGACCAGUUUCUAUCCGAUGAGUCUGAGGAGGAGUUUGUAGGCUUCUUCACCAAUGACUCUGACUCGGAAAUAUCGGACGAUCUCAUGGAGAGUCAGGAACUAGAGCCAGGGUUCGCCUCCAAAUCACCAUCCAGUAGUGCCAAGCCAACUCCAGACUCGAGUGCCACAAACGUAAACUCAAACAGCCUUGAUCUGAUGGGUUCCCAGACUAACAUCUGGUCAGCGGAUUCUGAUUCACUCGCUCAUUUGUCCUCCGAGCUUCUGUCGUCAUCAAUGACAUUACUGGGACAGAACUACCGACUGGAGGCUCAGAACAGUCGAACAGAGAAGGAUGAGGCAGAGCUGGCUAAUUGUGAGGAGGUGGUACAAGGGAAAAAGGAGGUCCCGGUACCUCCAGGUUUUGCCGCAUCUUCUGAGGCCAGACAUGUGGCAGAAAUCACCAGCAAACUGGCCAACUUUGUGAUAGAGACCGACACAGAAGUCAGUGCUGGUCCCACAGAUACAGAGAUGUCAGGUUGUGAUGAUUCUAACACAGAGGCUGAAGAUCAGGGGAGUUUAUCUGACUCCACAGACAAGGCCGAGUUAGAACACAGACAGUUGGAGAAUUUGAUUGAGGUCUUACAAACAGAGGGCCUCCUCCCUGUAGUCAAAGUAGUCUGUGAUUGGAUGAAGUGCAAUAAAGAUGUUAUCCUCACCUGUGCUCAGAGCUCUCAGUCUCUGUGGCACAGAUUGUCAGUGUUGUUAAACAUUCUACCUAAAGAAUCGAUCAUAGUGGGACAUGACCAGUGCUGGGUCGACCAGUUGAAGACCACACUGAACACCACUGGUCAACCACACUGGAGGCAGAUCUUUCCUCUAACAGAGGACAUCAAUCUGUGGCAGUUCUCUCCCCUUACGGAAGCCCACAUGGGGAUAGAGUUCACAACAAAGAGGAGGGGCCAACUCAGUGAUGUACAAGAGUGUUUCUUAAGGACAGGGAGCUUAAGGCAUUUUGGAUACUACCUGUCUUCUUUGGAGAAUUUGACCUUCAUUUAUGAUGAAGAGCAGAGUUUGUUUAUUGGUCCGUCCCACACAGGAAACACCGAGGAAAAUGAAAAAGAGGCUAUGGAUCGAGAGGCUGAUGAGGAGAGCCGACGAAACCAGUUAAUGAGGGAUAUGGCUCAGCUUCGCCUACAGGCUGAGGUCAGUCAGUUAGAAGGGUCCCUGGAAGCCUCAGACACACCACACUUCCCUCCCUAUUUGAUCCCAGACACAACUUGUCUGUGUGACAGUCUACACCUGGUCAAACAGCUCACCCAGGGUGGAAAAGGCAUUCUCAUCAUCCCUAUCUCAGUGAUUGAUACACUGGAUGUCCUAAAGAAGGAGUCAGUGGGUGCUAGAGAGGCCAUCAGGUGGCUGGAGUCAGAAUUCAGAAAAGGAAACAGGUACAUACGAGCACAGAAAAGCAAUGAGAAAGUAGCAGAUAAUAUACCGAAAAACCUGAAGAAAAGUAAUCGUGACUUGUGGAAUCUGUAUGAGAUACUUUCUUGUGCAAGAUACUUGGCUCAGCAGGGUGAAAAUAUCAGCUCUGGUCACAUGGUGGCUGUGUUGUCUAGCAAAGACCUGGUCCGGACAUCUGCCCCACCCACAUUACACAAGUCUCUGGCUAACUGUCAUCAGGAUGGGAUUAGCAUAGAAAAGAUCUCUGCUUUCACCAAUAAGUGGUUAGACACAUCAAAAAGUAAUGGCUGACACAAUGCUGAAACAGGGCGUGAUUCGCCAGGAGUUAAACUCAAAAUGGGAAACGGAUUUCCUUAUACAGCAUAUGAAGAAUUCACUGAAAAAAAAUCUUCAGAAUUAAAUAAUAUGUGUGUUACAUUGAAAGAGAAUGAAAUUCCUCUUGUUGAAAUGUUUUUCAUAAAGUGAGUAAAUUUCAAGCACUUUGGAAUAUAUAAACAUAUUCCAAAAGGAGGUUACACACAGAAAUGCAACACCGGUAACACCAUCAGUUCAUAGUGUAAAAACUCCAAUCACAUUGUAUUGGUUUGUGUUUUAUUUUGUAUAAUGAUAAUCCAUAUAUCUUACUACUGUUAAUCAUCUAGACAACAAAAUUAUCAGAAGAAGCCAUUUUCAGGUCUUUGAUGUUUCUUUUUUUCUUUUUAUUAGCCAAUCAAUAGUUUCCCCCCCUGUUUUUUAGAUUGAUUGCUCUGCUUCAGAAAUUUAUUGUCAGUAAUAAUCUUGGCCUGUUUCAGUAAUCUUUCCCUACCUCUUGUUGAGCAUUCCACUAUGUGCUUAGGGAAGAAACCCAAACUGCUUUCAAACAAUUAUGCAAAUCACUGUUAUUUUUUCCAAUGUAAAAUGCUAUAUAGCCAGAGGUUAUCAAUGUAUAAUCAUAAUAGAAUAUAAUAGAAUUCAGACUCCAGCAAACAAAGUUUGUUCUAUUUAAAAUCUGUGUUACUAGAAUCUGUUAAAUAGCAGGUGAUUUUGGGAACUGCUAAAUAAAAGUGAUACUGUG